UGGGGCGCUGCGCUAUGUUUUCUCGAGUGUCGCACGUAGUACGAUUGUUUAUCCGCCAUUUUGUUCUGCUGUCGUAUGUACGCGUAGUUUUCGCUAGCAUAGCAGUCUAUAAGAUGAAUAUAAGUUACUGAAGCGAAUUAGAUUUUGCACCGUUAUCGUUUUAUUAAUCUUCCGUACGUUUAUGAAAGUAUCAUCGCUCGAAGAAUGUAAGAACGCAAUCACUAUCUGGAUGUAUCAUGAUGGCAACCCGUGACAAGUUGUAUCUGACCCAACUUUCCUGACUUUUGAGGCCAAAUGACGAUUACUAAAUAAAACGGACGAUUUUCGCCUCGUUCGUCACAAUGUCGGGGCAGAGUGGUGGACAUCGAAUGUGUUUGGCUAAACUUAAUGAACAACUGAUAUGCAAAUUAUGUGGUGGAUAUUUUAUUGAUGCGACUACCAUCAUAGAAUGUUUACACUCAUUUUGCAAAAGUUGUAUUGUUAAAUAUCUGGAGAAUAAUAAGUAUUGUCCGAUCUGCGAUGUACAGAUUCACAAAAGUAGGCCACUACUAAAUAUACGUCCUGACCGUAUGUUGCAGGACAUUGUUUAUAAACUGGUACCUGGAUGUUAUCAAAAUGAGAUGCGAUGUCGGAGAGAAUUUUACGCAAAACAUCCAGAAUGUAGUCAAGCGAUAUCUCCGGAAGCUCGUGGAGAACCUGUAGAAUCAUAUAUAUACUCCCCGGAUGAAUCUUUGAGCUUGUCCUUGGAAUACUAUAAUCCUCAUACGAAAGAUUUAAAUGAAACGAAUACCGAGACGCCUCUUUUAAGGCGAUAUUUCCGGUGUCCUGCAGCAGUUACAGUAUUUCAUUUACAAAAAUUAAUACGAGCCAAAUAUGACCUCGGUGAUGCAAAUAAAAUCGAUAUACUGUAUGGAGAAAAACCAUUACACAGUAGUUACACAUUAAUGGAUGUGAUGUAUAUCCAUCAUUGGAAGCGGAAAGUACCAUUACAUUUAAGCUAUAGGAUAUUUGAGACAUCUUCAAAACGUCUGAAAUUAUCGGAAGAUAAUGCAAACUAUAAAAAAUCAUUAAUGGACGCCGGCAUUGAUUCCAUAGAGAUAAAGGAUGAGAAAUCAUUGAAACGUGAAUGGAAGGAGGUGCAGUUAAAAAUAUCAGAAACAGGUGUGAUGAGUAUAACGGAUAUAUCAAAUACGGUACAUAAAAGAGAUUCGGGAAUCGAGAAUUUACGAGAUGAGAAAACUUCAGAAGAGACUAUAACCACCAUUGCAGAAAGUAAUAAAUCGAAUUCGAUGAUAGAAAAAUGUGAUAAAUCUUCUGUAGAAAUAAUUCAAUCUACUUUGAUCAUCGACACGCAAAUGGUGAAAAAUCCAAUAUUUUCCGAAUCGAGUAACGCAUUGCUUGUUACGAAUGACGUUAAGUUUACAAAUGAGAAUUCAUCGACUAAGAAUUGUAUGUUGCUAAGUAAUCAACACAAUGGAACUACAAGGCAGGCAAAUGAAAUAAAAAAUUGUACUGCCACUACAAAAUUACAACAGGAUGCACAAGAAGUAAAAGUCCAUACUCAAAUUACUAAUGUCGAAGACAAAUCUGAGACAGUUUCACAAGGGCAAAAAGGUAUUGGUCACUCGGCGACGCAAGGUAUAGAAGAGAGUACAAUUAUUGAAAAUACGGAAAAGAUGAACUCACAUGUGAAAAAGAUAUCGAUGAAUAAUAACAAUAGUACGGAUUUCCAGACUGAAGCUCAGAAGGAGUGCAUAAAAAAUUCAAAUGAAAUAAAAAUGGGAAGUGCUGGAUCAAAAAUUGAUGCAUUGAGCGUAAAAUUACAGUUUCAACCAAAAAUGGGUCAAGUUAGCAAUACUUAUUCUAAGAAAACACCGAGGGAGAAACGAGCGACUCUUCAGCAGAAUACAAAAAAGUCUGAGGUAAAAUCGUCGACCGAGGAUACAAAAUUUCUUGACACGAAGGUACCGAUAAAUUGUGGGAACGUAACGGAUAAAGUAUCAGUUUCACCUUCUUCGCAAAAAUCGGCUAUGUCUACGAUGGCUUCACCUAAAAAUAUUUCGGACUUUUCGUCUGGAUCUGAUAAACAAAAAGCUAUUCACGAAAGGGAUAAUCAAAGUAUAAGUAUUGAUUUGCAACAGGCUUUGAAUUUGCUGGAACAGAAAAACUCGCCCAUACAGAUAUCGACGGAAUCUGUGCCGAGUCAUGGUAUAGUCAAUCAAAAAUUACAGAACAACAAUGUAACUGCGAUGAACGAGGCUGCUAUAUCCACUAUACCGAACGUUUCCACAUCCACGAGUCAGACAUCAACGUUUCCUUAUACGCUUCAUGACAUUAUAACUAAUUCAGCCGUCCUAAAAUCUACACUAAAAAAUUCAAGUAGCAUACCUCAGAAACCGUUAGAAGCGUCACCCGUCGUUUGUUCAACAUCUAACAGUCAAAUGUCUCAAUUCAACAUACAAACGUCGCCCAUAAAUGUGUACGCUAUAUCCACGUCACUGAAAAAUAAUAACUACAAUAACGUGAGUCAAGAUUUAACUACUGUAACGGCUACGUCAACAGCGACUAUUACAACGUCGGCGAUGUCGAAACCAAUGUCGUCCAGUGCGUGUCCGAUACCUCCGUGUCCGGACGCGAUCCCUAUAUCCUUAAUGAAGCAAUUGUCCAUGCGCAAGGACAUGACCGCAAAAGGCACCAAUCUGAAUGAAAUUUGCGCGAAGAUUGGCUCCAACACGAUCGGCUCGAAGAUCAAUGAUAUCUGUGCGAAGAUAGGAGAGAAUUCGAAGGAGAAGAAUCGGAUGGACGCGCAUGGCAAAUCAGACGUGCCGGAUCUACUUAGAAUAAGCGCGAAGAAGAUUUCUUCGUCGUUAUCCAAUUCAGAUGCAGCAGUUAAGCACAUACCGAAUAUCCCAAAUGUACCGGUGUACACUCCGAGCGGUAAUGUGACGACAGUGGAGAAUAAAAGCGCCAAACCUGUACUGUCCACGUCGACGUCCGUUAGUGUGAUGGCGGUAUCAACAUCGUCGACACCGACGUCGUCCCAAAGAUUGGCGCCUCUUAAAAAGCAGAGUCAAUCGAUCGGGUACAAGACGUUACGCGAUCCGCCCAAGUCUUGGAAUCCCACACUAUCAAAGAAUAAUUACGUAGCGGCAAAGAAUCAGGCGAAGGAAAUGCAGAAUCAAACGCAGACUCAGACCUCUAUGUCCGAAGGUACAAACAAGCAGAUCCCAUCUAAACCUGCUAAAAUCUUUAAGAUGCGAAAUAUGCCACGAUACCUAGGUAACCCGGCGUCAGGCGUGAAGCCCAUGUACGGGGUGACGAACGAUACGAAGGAGAAAGAGCAGUCGACCAACACAAAAAGCGCUACUCUUAAUAUGAUGAAGAUCGAUCCCAAGACCCUCUCGCCCAUCGUCUCAACAAUUAAUUCACCGAUCAUCUCGCCACCGCCUUAUUCGCCGAAUGCCCGAAGUUAUCAGAAUACGCCGUUUUCACGUGACAUAUGCCGCAAUACCGGAUCCCCUAUAUCGCCGAGGAAUUCUCCAGUAAAUAUGCUAUCGACCAAUCCGUUCAUACCGUCUCCAACGCCGAAUACGAAUCCACGAAUCAUAUACUCUCAUUUUCCUCAUCCAUUUCCGGACGCUAGCCGGUUCCCGAAUCCUCUGAUACGAUCACCUAUCGGCAUUCCACCUCCCAGUGCCUUCCACAGCAGUUUACCGCCCUCGAUUAACAAGUUAUACCAGAGGUCGAGUUACAUACCGCAAACCACUGGCUAUGCGCCGGUGGUCGGUCAGCCACCGACGGUACAGAGAAUACCACCCAGCACGCACUCGUCUUCACCAAAGUCGCCCAAGGCCUCGUCGCCCAGCUCGAUCUCGUCCACGUCGUUCAGUCUCGGAAAGGCGGAAUCGCAGUCACCGAUCACGUCAACGGUAGACAGCGUUGCAUUGCUUUUCUCAAAGAGUGUGGCGACCGUGCCAGUGUCGGUACCGGUACCCGUAUCUGUGUCACUGCAACGAGAGCUCAAUGCAUUCAAUCUUUCCAAGACCGGUGGUCUAUCGCCAGGUCCGGCCUCCAACAUCAAUGUCAAAACGUCCACGACGGAUACGGGCGACACUGACGUCGAAGCGCAGCUCACUAAACCGAACUCCUCUUCGAUGUCACUUAAUUUAGGGGAGAAUUUGAACGCUCCAAAUGGUGUCAAUGAGAGGAAACAGGGCAAGGAAACAGAAGCACAAAAGGUACAGGAGACCAUGCGAUGUAAAGAAGAUAAUUCAAAGGCGAAAUCUACGGAGACAAAAUGCAGUGUUGAGAUUGAUAAUGCCACGAAUCCGCACGACAAAAAAGAGAAAAAUCAAGCGGCUAAGAUCAACGGCGACGUCACGGCAGAGCAAUUUGCAAGUAAAAAAUCUAAGGAAGAUAAUGAUAGUGGCGAACCGGUAGAGAAAACCGAACGAGAUUGCCAGGUAGAACGGUCCAAAGAUCGGAAUAGUAGUCCGAAGAAUAACACUCAAGCUGAUAUCAGUGAUUCGCCGGCGAAUAAUUCCAAGAGCGAAGAUUUCGGCAAGAGCGGUGAGCAGAUACAGGGUAAUAAAUCUGAAGUACAAAAAAGUAAAGCGGAAACGUGAUCGUGAGAUAAAAAGAUUAAUCAUCUUUAGAUGCGACUCGCAAAAGUCUUGCUACAUAUAUUAGUUGCAUUUAAUUUGACAUAAUGUGACUUAAGUGUGAGGUGAAUCUUGAACAAGCUUAUAUAUGGCUCAUAUUCUGUUGUUUGCUGCUAGUAGUAACUCUAACGUUUCCAUCUACACGAUUGAGUAUAUGUAAAUAUCCAAAUAUGUACAUCGAACACACGCUACACACACACACACACACACACACACACACACACACACGCGCGCGCGCGCGC
Solenopsis invicta (red fire ant) is the source of this 4903-nucleotide messenger RNA. RefSeq lists its product as uncharacterized. Gene Ontology annotation, cellular component: PRC1 complex. The transcript has 5 exons. Gene Ontology annotation, molecular function: promoter-specific chromatin binding. The record is from RefSeq and is a predicted model, not a curated record. Gene Ontology annotation, biological process: negative regulation of transcription by RNA polymerase II. Lineage: Eukaryota; Metazoa; Arthropoda; Insecta; Hymenoptera; Formicidae. The coding region runs from base 342 to 4625 and encodes 1427 amino acids.